CCACACAUCGAAAACCACAGCACAAAUCUUUUAUUAUUAAUUGUAAUAAUUACUAAUAGCAGCCCUGGAAGUUUGUGGUAGAUUCAUAUUUUGACUAGCGGGGUUGCAGAAGAGAGCUCGUGCAGGUUGACCAAUGAAGGGCAUCUAGAAAUUUAGCCCCACCCCUCAUCCAAUCCGAUAAUCAACCCGUAUGGUUAAUUUAUAUCUAAUAAUGAUUAAAUGGAGAUUAGAGCCGGAAUCCCGGUUCUCCCGCUAUAGACAAAAGAGGCGUUUUUUUGUUUUGUAAUUUUCAAUUUAAUGCAAAAAAAAAAAAAAAGGGUUAAAAUGUACACGGACCCUAAACACUGCAUAUGUGAAAGCACCCUUUGUUUCCAGUGGUAGUAAAUGCUAGCUUGCUAGCUAACAUAAACUACCUCGACAGGAUUUCUGAUGGGAUUUUUGUUAUGUAAUAAAAUUUAGCAAUAGUUUCUCAUCCAUAAAUAAAUACUGAACUUUAAAGUUAAUUUCUCUGACAUGGGUAGACGUUACCCAUUAAUUCUCAGUUAGUCCAUCGUUUGUCUGUUCUGCUCAGUUCUAAAAAUUAAUCCAUAAUCGUCUGGCUCCUCCAAGGCAAGUGGAUAGCUUUAUGUAUAUAGCCUUUUUCCGUAUACAAAAACUCCCGCCCAAAAACCUUACUAUUUUCCAGAAUUGAAAUCAGUGAUUAGAUGUCUGAGAAGUAAUACAUUUUCCCCUUUAUAUCUGCGUGGGCUAGGCUGAGGUACGGACUACCUCAUAGUAUCCCACGGAUGGUGCAUUUAAAAGAUGCUUUGGCAGGCAGUCACCUCCACCCAACCACACCACCAUACCAUCUUCCUGUCCACACAAAUACUGAUGACGUAGCCUUGGGGAAGUACUCGGCAGAACGCGCGAGUCCGCGGGAUGGGGCCGAUGGAAAAUGGCGAGUCUGUGUAAACGUCAACAAUGUACCAUCAAAGGACAUGGUUUUCGUCAGGAACUUGACUCGUGGCGGCAUAAGCUUAUUCGAUGUGUAGACCUUCCAAGCUUCUCAGAUCCCCUCAUCCCUCCAGUCGCAAAGGAGAUUAUGCAGCGAAUGAUUCAAAAGCUUGCCACGGAAUAUACCUCAAAAACCAGUUCAGCUCAGGAUAUACCCCCUUCCCAAUCAGUACUUAACAGCACCAAGUACCAAAGCCUGCCACAAGCACCCUUGCUAGACCCAGCUGCCAACACACCCAACUGCCUCUUUGGUUACACAGAUUCUGCCACCAUUAUUGCUGCCUCAUCACAGAACCCUGUCCUCUGCAAACUUUUCAUGGAUGACCAGGAUUCUCCACUGGACCUCACUGUUAAGAAGACUGGUGUUGAAUCCAGUAACCAAGAUGGUGUCCUGGAUCUCUCAACCAAGAAAAAACAAAGCAGAAUCUCUCUCAUGCCCUCUCAUGACAUCUCUGCCAUACCUGUAGUCAAAAGGCAACCCAUGAUAACUGAUCAAAACUACCAAGAAAUUGAUGAUAAGGAUGGAUUGCCACAACAAGGUUUGCAAGAUGGCAUUUGGGAGAACCAUACUUGCUCUACCCCUUUUAAGCCUCUACUUGCCAAAUCACUUCUUGUAAAGGAGGAACUCCAGAGUCAGAAGCAUUGCUUUCUUGGACAACCGUCACCUCUUUCUUUGGCCAGCUUAGAGACGGCAGGUUUUCUCAAUUCCAGUCAAACACACCCUCUCCUGUCUUCUGAUGGCUUCUGGGAGAAACCGCAACUAGAUGUACUGGAGUGUAAACCAGCCAGCAGCCAUCUUAGUGAUCUAAAGAACCUUUCACUUGUCUUAGAAAAUCAUGGAACCUUCACCAAAGGUACCAGUGCCUGCCAUAGCAAGUCCCUUGAUAUCUUUGCCUUUACAGCAAAGAAAGAUGCAAGAAACUCCCCUCCAGUUGACUUGAAGAUUCCACAAGUAAAGGGUAUGGAUCUCUCCUGGAACUCCAAUGGCAACAUUUCUGAUAUCUACAAUUACAGCUCCGUUACUACGGGCAGUGUGCAGACAGAUAAUUCUCUCAGCAGGAGGCUUAGGGCCAUUUUGCCCAAACAGAGUAGUAGAGCUGGUUUGGGAAGCCUCUUUGAUGGAGGUGGGGUGAGUGAGUAUUUAGGCACUGAUGGCGACCAGUCGACAUCUGGACCUCAGUAUCCAACCUCAGAUCCAGAAGCAGAUCCAACAGUCUCCAAGCAGCCACGCAAAAAAAGGGGCCGGUAUCGCCAGUAUAACAGUGAGAUCCUUGAGGAGGCUAUUGGUGUGGUGAUGAGUGGGAAAAUGAGUGUUUCAAAGGCACAGAACAUUUAUGGUAUUCCUCAUAGUACCCUGGAGUACAAGGUGAAAGAGAGGAUGGGCACACUGAAGAACCCACCAAAAAAGAAGCUUAAAAUGAUUAUGAGGAUAGAUAGACAAGACUCUGCAAUUACUGCAGAAACCGAAUCUACAUCAGCACCAACUGCCACAUCUAGCACAGUGCAAGAGGAUGUAUUAUAGGUGCUGAGAAAAACAAAAAGAUUAGUAAAUACACCAUGUUCGAAAAAAAUCAAAUGUUAUUGGCAGAAGGACAGGGCUUUAACUGUGCCAAUUUACUUUGCAGUAUCUGGGUGAGCACAACUAUCCAAUACAAUAGAUGAAGAACAAUAUUACAGUGGUCACUCCAAAGCAGUUCUUAGGUUGUAUUUUUUUAAUCUCACAAAAAGUAACAUUACUAAAGCCAUGAGGGAGGCAAAAACAGAUAUUUUGUAUAAGAAAAUAAGGAAUAUUAUGUUUAACCCCCUACUUGCUCUAUCUCCUAUGUUCAGCUACAUGCAAUUUAAAAAAAAAAAAAAACAUUUUUGGAGGCAGUAAAAAUGGGUUACAUUUACAGUAGCAAGUCAAAGGAAUGACACAAGCCCCUUCAAGAAUGAAUCUUUUUCCCUCUUGUCCCACAAUUCCCUUUCUCAUGCUACAGGUUUAUAAUAUUCUUUGGUAAUUAAACUUUUAAGUCUGCAGUGAUUAUUAUCGGGUAUCUGAUGCUAGUGUGUCUGUCUGUCUGUAUGUCUAUUUAUAUAACUGUCUAUUUUCCAUUUAUAGUCUGUUAGAUUAAAAAAAAUGUUAGCCAUGUUAUUUUAGAACAUGUUGCUUUAGGAAAAUAGUAAUUCAGGGAUGAAUGAUUUGAAUAUUUAAAAUGGUUAAUUAAUUAAUUAAUUUAUUUUAUUUAUUUUUUUCUUUCUUUUGCACUGUACUUUCAGUCUGGGACUUACCAGAUACUGGUUAUUCUGGCGAUAAUGUGGUGACCUGAUUACCUCAGCGUUAUUUGCAUUAUGCACAGUCUGUGUGGCUCACUUCAUGAUACUAAAGAAGUGUCCUCCAAUGAGAGCCUCAUAUUUUAUUAUUAUUUUUUUUUUUCAUCAUUUUAAAGACCAAUGCUGGCAUUAAUCGCUCUAAACGGGUAUGAACAGUCCCCUCCGAAAAUAUUGGAAUGGCAAGGCCAAUUCUGUUGUUUUUUUUCCAUACACUGAAGACAUUUGGGUUUGAGAUCAAAAGAUGAAUAUGAGAUGAUAGAUCAGAAUAUCAGCUUUCAUAUCAUAUCCUGAUAUCAACAUUUAUAGUUCUAUGAAAAAAUAUUUGCCCCAAUCCUGAUUUCUUCUGUUUUGUGUACAUCUCAUACUAAAUAGUUUUAGAUCUUCAAAUUAAAUACAACAUAAAACAAAGGCAACUUGAGUUAACACAGAAAUUAUUUAUUUUUUUAUUGAAGCAAAAAAGUUAUCCAACACCUAUUACCCAUGUGAAAAACUAAUAACAAUCUUUCACAGAACUGUGGUGGACUUUUGGCCCACUCUUCUUUGCAGAACUGCUUUAGUUCAGCCACACUGGAUGGUUUUUGAGCAUGAACUGCCCGUUUAAGGUCCUGCCACAGCAUCUCAAUUGGGUUCAAGUCAGUACUUUGACUAGGCCACUCCAAAACUUUAAUUUUCCUUUUUUUGAGCCAUUCAGAGGUGGACUUACUCCAAUGCUUUGGAUCAUUGUCUGGCUUCAUAAUCCAGUUGCGCUUGAGUUUCAGCUUACAGACUGAAGACCAGACAUUUUCUUUUAGGAUUUUCUGGUAGAGAGCAGAAUUCAUGUUUUCCUCAAUUAUUCCAAGUUGCCCAGGCCCUGAAGCAGCAAAGAAUCCCCACUCCAUCACACCACCACCACCAUGCUUGACCGUAGGUAUGAUGUUCUUUUUGUGGAAUUCGAUGCUUGGUUUACACCAGAUGGUAACGUAACGGUACCCCUGUCUUCUAAACAGUUCCACUUUUGACUCAUCAGUCCACAGAACAUUCUCCCGAAAGGUUUGAGGAUCAUCAAGGUGUGUUUUGUCAAAAUUAAAACAAGCCUUAAUGUUCUUCUGGAUUAGCAGUGGUUUUCACUUCGCCACUCUUCCAUGGAUGCCAUUUUUGCCCAGUAUCUUUCUGAUACUGGAGUCAUGAACAGUGACCUUUAUUGAUACAAGGGACGCAUGUAGUUCCUUCAGUGUUGUCCUUGGCUCUUUUGUAAGUUCCUGCAUGAGCUGUGCUCUUGGUAGAAUUUUGGAAGGUCAGCCACUUCAAGCAAGGUUCACUGCUGUGCCGAGUUUUUUUUCAUUUAGAGAUAAUGGCUCUCACUGUGACUCUUCUUUGGAGUCUCAGAGCCUUUGAAAUAGCUUUAUAACCCUUCCCAGACUGAUGUAUUACAAUCACCUUCUUCGUCAUUUCUGGAAUUUCUUUCAACUUUGGUACAGUGUUUUACUGGGUAAGACUUUUUAACCAACUUCAUGAUGUUGAAGAAGUUCUAUUUAAGUGUUGAUUUGAUUGAACAGGGCUGGCAGUAAUCAGGCGUGGUUGCGUCUAAUCCAGCUGAACCCCAUUAUGAAUGCAGUUUCAUAGAUUUGGGGAACUAGUAACUAUGGGGGCAAAUACAUUUUCACAGAGGCCCAGUUGGAAUUGGAUAACUUUUUUUGCUUCAAUAAAUAACGUUAGCAUUUAAAAAAUGUAUUUUGUGUUUAGUCAGGUUGCCUUAGUUUUAUGUUAGAUUUUGUUUUAAUUUCUGAAACAAGUAUGUUGAGCCCCAGGUUUCACCUGUGAAGACUACAUUUGUUGUUAAAAAUGAUAAACCAUAACGGCCAGAGAGCUGUCUAUGGGAGAAAAGCAAGCCAUUCUGAAGCUGAGAAAAGAGGGAUAAUAAUCAGUCAGCAUUGGGAGUAGCCAAUAUAACAAUUUGGAAUGUUCUGAAAAAGAAAGAAACCACUGAUGUAUUAAGAACCAGACACUGAACAGGUUGGCCAAGGAAAUAGCAGCUGAUGACAGAAACAUUGUGAGAGCUGUGAAGAAAAACCCAAAAACAACAGUCAAUGACAUCAUCAACAACCUCCACAGGGCACGGGUGUAAGUAUCACAAUCCACUGUUCGAAGAAGACUUUGAGACCCGAAAUAUAGAGGCCAUACCACAAGAUGCAAACCACUCAUCAGCAGUAAGAAUCGGAAGGCAAGAAUAAUAUUCACAGAGAAAUACAGAGAUGAGCUACAAAUCUGGAACCAAGAUUAACCUCUAACAAAGCAAUGGAAAGACAAAGUGAUGGAAAGUGUGGAGAAAAAAGGAUCUGCUCUUGAUCCAAAACAUACAAGCUCAUCGGUCAAGGACAGUGGAGGUUGUAUCACGGCUUGGGCUUGCAUGGCUGCUUCUGGAAUGGGCUCACUAAUCUUUAUUGAUGGUGUAACUCAUAAUUGUAGCAGCAGAAUGAAUUUAGAAGUCUACAGAAACUUUCUGUCGGAGAAAUGCAUCCUCCCCUAAUAGGGAAGAACUUGAUCAUGCAACAAGACAAUGACCCAAAACAUACUGCCAAUACAACAAAGGACUUUAUCAGGGGAAACCUGAUAACCUGAUAACCCAACUGAGCAUAUAUUUCACCUCCUGAAGAGGAGACUAAAUAGAGAAACCCCCAAAAUAAACAACUGAAAGAAGCUGCAGUACUAGCUUGGAAGAGCAUCAUCAAAGAAGAAUACAACAGUUUGGUGAUGUCAGUGGGUUGCCGGCUCGAUGCAGUUAUUGCAAGCAAGUGAUAAGCAACCAAAUAUUAAGUGUUAUUUACUUUAAGACUGUUUGUUCCUAUACUUUUGCUCACCUAAAAAUUGUGGUCUGCCACCAAAGGUGCCAUGUUUUAAGCUUUUUAACACAUCUAGAUGUAAAUAUCACGAAAUGAAAGUUGAAAUUCUGAUUCUACUCUCAACCAAGAGUAGACAUUUAGAGCUAUUAAUUGUUUAAACAAUAAAAGGGAACAACUGCGCAAAAUAAACAAACAAACAAAUAACUAACUAACUAACUAACACCUAUCAGUUAUAUGUUCCAAUAUUUUCAAUACUUGAAAAAUGGGUGGGUUCAAACAAAAGGUGUCCUGAUCUAAGUUGUUUAAAACAUUUAGAUGUUAAUAUCAGGAAAUGAAAGCUGAGAUUCUAAUUUAUUGUCUCAUAUUCAUCUUUUGGUCUCAAACCCAAAAGUCUUCAGUGUACAGCAAAAACAAAAGAAUUGGCCUUGCCAUUCAAAAUACUUUCGAAGGGGACUGUAGUUGUUACUGACAUUUUCAUUGAGAUUGGCAUUGCUUCUAAGGGUGUGCAGUGUGGAGUAAGGGUGUGCCCAGUAAGGAGUAAGUUUAAUUUAAGUUUAAAUUAUUCUAAUUAUAAUAAGAAGAAGCCCGUGUCUGUACACUAUUUUUCACUGAAUCUCAGGGUAACUGAGACAAAUAUAUAUCAAUAUAAUCGAAAUAUUGAUUAUAUAGUUAAAAUAGGACUGUAUGUAAGGUGUCUAUCAGGUCUAGCUAAGCUAUUAAUGAUAUAAACUGGCAUAGGGAAAUAGAUCUUCAAAGGAUUAGUUGAAAGUUUGGCAGGAAACCUCUGAGAAUAGCACUUUUUGUAAAUAACAUUUGGAAGCAUGUGAUGAUAGUAUCGGUUGCAGUAGCAGGUUACAUAAUGGUAUGUGAAGUCAGAGGGUGGAACAUUAGUGUCUUAAAAUAACCAAAAUACUGCAGCUCUGACCCAAACAUAUUUACCUUUUUAAUGUACACUGGUUGACAACUUGAAUUGUGUGUAAUGUAUUUGUAGACUUAGUUUUCUGGAUUCUUUCUAUAUAUAUAUAUAUAUGACAGCGCAGAUUAAUGCGUGUGUGUGUGUGUGUAUAUAUAUAU
Messenger RNA from Pangasianodon hypophthalmus (striped catfish), 7199 nucleotides. It is a transcript of the gene lcor, whose product is annotated as ligand dependent nuclear receptor corepressor. Gene Ontology annotation, biological process: regulation of transcription by RNA polymerase II. Gene Ontology annotation, cellular component: nucleus. The record is from RefSeq and is a predicted model, not a curated record. Bases 935 to 2515 code for a protein of 526 amino acids. Lineage: Eukaryota; Metazoa; Chordata; Actinopteri; Siluriformes; Pangasiidae. The transcript has 4 exons. Gene Ontology annotation, molecular function: DNA binding.